AUGGCCUCAAAUACCCGACUAAAGCUGGGCCCAGUGUACCUAAUUGCUAUUCAAGUGGUCUCUCGUGGCCUCACAUUUUUAGCAAAUCAGGUUCUCUUGCGGCAUAUCACCCCAUAUGCCCUAGGCCUUGCUUCACAGCUGGAGUUAUAUUCAAUUACAGUUCUGUUUUUCUCAAGAGAGAGCAUCAGGCUGGCAGCACAGCGUCAACCUACACAGGCCACUAUAGCUGAUGAUACUGAUACAGCGGGUAAGCACUUGGGAGGGAAUCCUAAAAACCGAAAAAAUGAUGGAAGCCAGGCGGUUGUGAACGUUUCGUACAUCCCAAUAAUUCUAGGAAUUCCAAUGGCAUACGCCUUUGGCUUACUUUAUCUGAAUCUGGGUCAACGCGGCCAGGCGCUGGGCCGCAUGGAGAAAAUGAGCUUCUUGGUAGUUCAAUUGGCCACUAUUUUGGAACUUCUUUCCGAGCCUCUCUUCGCUGUGAUUCAACAGAGAAUGCUUUACAGCACAAGAGCCAAGGUGGAGAUGAUAUCUUCUGUGGCAAGGGCUCUAUUCAGCUGCACUUCAGUACUAAUUACAAACCGAUAUUAUGGGAAUACAGGCGUCCUACCUAUAGCGCUUGGCCAACUCGGAUACGCUAUUUUUCUCUUCAGCGGAUAUUUUGUUGCCGCUAAGCCAAUAGCACGGAAAUUCAGCUUUAAUCUAUACCCCGUUCGCAUCAACUACACACACACCAAUUUCAUCUCUUCGUUUAUUCCACAACACUUAGUAACAUUGAGUAUGAAUUUAUAUUUCCAAUCGGUUGCAAAACAUAUCCUGACGCAGAGCGAUUCUGUCAUCCUCGCUUCAUUGUCAAGUCUCGAAAUUCAGGGGCAGUACGCCUUAGCCUCGAAUUAUGGAGGUCUAAUUGCUCGGAUGGUAUUCCAACCAAUUGAGGAGUACAGUCGCAAUCUUUUCAGCAAGCUAUUGGGUAUAAGAGAAAAUGGACGCACUAUCGACAAAUCAGUCACGGAUGUGAAAUCACACUUUAUCAACAUCCUCCGUGGAUACAGCAUUCUUUGCGUUGUAGUUGGCGCUGUUGGCCCUACUGCCGUUCCUCUUGCAAUCAAGCUGGUUAUCGGCUCACAUUGGCACUCUCCCGAGACUCAGCAAGUCUUAUCUUCAUAUUGCUACUAUGUUCCUUUUCUGGCAGUUAACGGUAUUACCGAAGCAUUCGUCUCCGCCGCAGCCACACCCUCCGAACUACAGUUACAGACCAAGUGGAUGGGAAUUUUAUCUGCAUUUUUUGUUGUAGCUGCAUAUGUGUUUCUAAGAAUCACUCAAUCAGGAGUUUAUGGGCUUUUAUGGGCUAACCUUGUUAACAUGGCAGCCCGUAUAAUCUGGAGCAGCCUCUUUAUCCAGGGGUUUUUUGAAAGACAUGGUAAUAAACUUCAUGUCAGGGAAACGUUACCUGGUGUAGGGGUCUGCCUUGCAGGGAGUAUUGGCUGGUUAUCCUUGAGAUACACAAGCGUUUUUAGAGACCUAGAUAUGGUAAACCUAUUCAGAGUCGCAACAACUGGACUAUGCGUUGGCUGUACAAUAAAGGAGUUAUUUACGGCAGCUUAUAAAUCAAGUAAGAUUAUGAGAGGCUUGCUAUAA
Microsporum canis CBS 113480 is the source of this 1635-nucleotide messenger RNA. Its product is annotated as rft domain-containing protein. NCBI's taxonomy places the organism in Eukaryota, Fungi, Ascomycota, Eurotiomycetes, Onygenales, Arthrodermataceae. Gene Ontology annotation, biological process: glycolipid translocation; dolichol-linked oligosaccharide biosynthetic process. The coding region runs from base 1 to 1635 and encodes 544 amino acids. Gene Ontology annotation, cellular component: endoplasmic reticulum membrane. The record is from RefSeq and is a predicted model, not a curated record. The transcript has 3 exons.